Cydia splendana is the source of this 1757-nucleotide messenger RNA. Its product is annotated as E3 ubiquitin-protein ligase AMFR-like. Gene Ontology annotation, biological process: endoplasmic reticulum unfolded protein response; ubiquitin-dependent protein catabolic process; protein K48-linked ubiquitination. The transcript is spliced from 9 exons. Gene Ontology annotation, molecular function: ubiquitin protein ligase activity; ubiquitin binding. Gene Ontology annotation, cellular component: endoplasmic reticulum; cytosol; ubiquitin ligase complex. Lineage: Eukaryota; Metazoa; Arthropoda; Insecta; Lepidoptera; Tortricidae. The coding region runs from base 171 to 1757 and encodes 528 amino acids. The record is from RefSeq and is a predicted model, not a curated record.
ACUUGUCAUUCCUGUUUAUCUGACGAUUGGUUGGCUGAUGUGUUAUUAGCUCGCAAUAGUUCGAUAAAACUGCGUGCAACCCAUUAAUUACGACCAAAACUCAUUAAUAAAGUGUUGUGAUGUGUAGUGGGACGUAGUGUCGUAUUGAUAUACACUAGGGUAUUUUUAAGAUGCCUGUAACACUUAUAGAUCGGUUGCCCUUGCCGAACCUCAAGGUUUAUACGGCGGCGAGUGUUUCCCUGCUGUCUGUGGCUGUGUACUAUGCGUUGAGCGUGACGGGCGAGGCGGGCUGGCGAGCCAACGCGACGCUGGCGCGGCCGGAGCCCCCGGGCGAGGCGGGGCUGCAGCCCGCGGAGCGCCUGCAGCCCGCAGCAGGGGCCCCCGAACUCCUCAACAACUCGCGGAUCAUCUCCGAGCAGGUGGCCGACGUGCUGGCCUUCAUGAUGCAGGAGCCACUCUGUAUGUGGACCGUAAUCAACAUGUCGUACUGCCUGCUCGCGCUGCUCGGGUGGGGCGUGCAGCGGCUCGUGUUCGGGCGCCUCCGCGUGGCCGAGGCGGCGCGCGUCCGCGACAAGUUCUGGAACUACGUGUUCUACAAGUUCAUCUUCGUGUUCGGCGUGCUCAACGUGCAGUUCGUGGACGAGGUGCUCAUGUGGAGCUCGUGGUUCACGGCCGUCGGCUUCCUGCACCUGCUGGGGCAGCUGUGCAAGGACCGGUUUGAAUACUUAUCAUCCUCCCCGAACUCCGCGCGCUGGGCGCAUGUCCGUCUAGCAGCAUUGCUGACGGCAGUCGCAGUAGCAGCGCUCGGGCUGUUAGCGGCCGCCGCGAUAUGGGCGCUGCCCGUCGCCAAGGACACGUUCGCGUUCAUGGCCGCUGAGUGCAUCCUGGUGCUAAUAGGUGCCGUACACGUGAUGUCCCGCUACAUACUCCGCCUUUUGGACUGCGACGCGUCAGGCCCCCCCGCCUACUACACACACCUCGCCUUCGAUUCGGCCGCGCUCGUCGUGGAGGCAGCCCAUGUGCUACAUAUGGUGCUGUGGAGCAACGUGCUGCUGAGCAUGGCGUCGCUGGUGCUGCUCCUACAACUGCGCCAUCUAUUGCAGCAGUUGCAAGCAAGGCUGAGGAGACAUCGCAGAUAUACUCGCCUACAGGCUCACAUGACUACUAGUUAUCCAAUGGCGAGCAAAGAAGAGGUGGAGAAGAAUCAGGACAACUGCGCCAUCUGCUGGGAGCCCAUGAAGGAGGCGCGCAAGCUGCCCUGCGACCAUCUGUUCCAUAACUCGUGCUUGUGCCAGUGGAUGCAGCAGGACGCGUCUUGCCCCACGUGCCGGCGCGCGCUGGCGGCGCGGCCCCCCUCCCCCUCCCCCUCCUCCCCCUCCCCGCCGCCGCCGCCGCCCAACAUGGCGCCCGUCAACCACCUCUUCCAGUUCCACGGCUCUCGCUACGUGUCGUGGCUGCCGAGCUUCUCCGUGGAGGUGACGCGCGUGCGCCGCGAGCCUCUGCCGCCCGCUCAGCUCGACGCGCUAGCGAGGCAGGUACAAGCGAUGUUCCCGCACUACGGGCUGGCGCCGCUGCUGGCGGACCUGGCGGCGACGCGCUCGGCCGACGUCACCGUGGACAACAUCCUGGAGGGCCGCCUGCCUCCCCCUCCCCCUCCCCCCGAGCCCGCCGCAGCCUCCCCCUCCCCCGCACCAGCCGCGGCCGCGCCGCCGCCACCCCCGCCGCCACCGGUCGAGGAGGAAGAGACUGCACAGUGA